UAUGACUGUAUAUGAUUGUACAUUUUUUUCAUUCUUCUCUGUCUAGAAUAUCAUGGGAAACCUGAUAGUCAUGUAAAGAAACAAUAGAAGAGAACAAGCUGAUUUGUUUGCCGUCCCUACGGCCUGCUGUUUUUACCAUGUGACCAUCCGCUGCCUGAUGCCUUUCUCUUAGUGGACAUCUCCACAGACUGACUCCAGAACAGCCAGUCAGCUGUAGCUUUCCAGUACCUCCCUCUCUCCUUUCUAUUUAUAUUCAGCCUAAUUUCACUUCAGGCCUAUUUUUUCCUCGCUGUCGGCUCCCUCCUGUCACUUGUUGACCCUCUUCAUAUUCUUGCUCACACCCCUCCCAUAUCUGAUGGCUGGGUUUUCGGAGUGUGGGUAUGAUUGACACCUUUAUUAUUAUUUGUGUGUUUAUUUGCAAUCUCCUCCAUGCUGUGUGGAGAGCGUUAGUGUCAGAGCCGGCUGGUUCGCCAGUGCCAUACGAGGAGCGAGGCCCUUCUUUCACAGAGUUUAUGGAGGAGUUGAGCCCCACACAACUGGCUGUCAAACAGCUGAAGCGACAGUUCUUGGAGGCCCUGCAGGCGAACGACGCCCAAGAGGUCAUGCAGAUUCUGCACACUGGGAAGCUAGACAUUGACACUGUGCUAGAGGUGGAGGACCCCAGCAUGGUGCUGGCCUCAUACAAACGAGGUUACUGGCUCCCAGGCUACAAACUGGAGAGGUCCUGGGCGAUGGGUAUUCAUGUAUGCGUGAUGUGCAAUGCUGUGGAAACAGCACUGGUGCUUCUUCAAGAAGGUGCCGCCAUAAACCAGACGCCCAAUGGGAAGACGCCGCUGCAUGUGGCCUGCGAGGUCUCCAACGGUGACUGUGUCGCCUUGCUCUUGGCUCACAGGGCAAAAGUCAACAGCCUGUCGCUGAGCGGACACACCCCCCUGCAAUACUGCAUCACCAGGGAGUCUGUGGACUGUGCCAAGCAGCUUAUCCUCAAAGGUGCUAAUGUAGAUAUGCCCAGCCAAAACAAUGAGGAGGACACACCUUUACACACAGCAGCCCGAUUCGGCAUCCCAGAGCUGAUCGCUCUCUACUUGGCCCACGGAGCAUCUGUGAAUGCAGUCAACUCUCUCCAGGAGACGCCCCUGAUGACUGCGUGCUUCUGGUCUUUUGACUCUAAAGAGCAAACCUACAGCCAAGAUCAUCAUCUUGUCUGUCGCCUCUUGUUGGAUCACCAGGCUGAUCCCAACCUCAGAGAAGAGGACAAUAAAACAGCUCUUCACAAGGCAGCCUGGAACUGUGAUCACGUCCUGAUGCAGAUGCUGCUGGAGGCCGGAGCUGACACCAGAGCCAUGGACAUCAAUGGCUGUGCCCCUAUUCAAUAUGUCCUCAAAGUGACUGAUGUCAGGCCCUUUGCCAUACCUGAGCUCUGCUAUCAGCUGCUGCUCAACCAUAACGCAGCACGGAUCUACCCACCCCAGUUCCACAAGGUGUUGCAGACCUGCUACGACUAUCCCGGAGCCGUAGAAAUCAUGAUCAACUCUUAUGAACGCAUAAAGCCCACAAAUAAGUGGAGAGCUGCCAUUCCUGAUGACUGCUACAAGCGACACAAAGACUUCUACGACUCUUUGUUUGCUGUUUGCACCAACUCUCCUCGGAGCCUGCUUCACCUGACCAGAUGUGCCAUCAGAGCCAGCCUGGGUGGGUUCUGCCACAGAGGUGUAGCACAGCUGCCUCUGCCAUCUCCCAUGAAGCAAUAUUUACUACUGGAACCUGAGGGGAUACUGUACUGAUGAAGCCUGUCACCUGACAGUUUUAAUAGAAACAUCUUCCUGUCUGCUGACUAUGGAAAGCGAAAAGCCUGCUAUUUGGAGCUGGUACUAACAGGUGUCUCUUUUAUAUUUUUGCUUAUCAUUCCAAGAGGAUUUUGUCUGGAACAUACAGAAAUCCCUCUUUGACAGUACAGAAGAAACUACAUGCAACUUGUCUUUGCUGGAGUAGAACUUUAAUCACAUGACUACCAUUAAAACUGAUUUAUAGAUGGUGGUUUGAGGCUGCACGUGAGAGAAUUAAUUCACUAUUAAUCCAGACAUACACAGAGAUUUGAGGGACAGUUGAGGAAAUAGCAAUCCACUGAUAAAAAUUGUUGUGAUAAUUACGAUAGUAAUAAUCAUUUAUAGUGAUGGACAAGUGAGGAUUUUUGUCCACUGGGUCACAUGGAAGCACCGUCAAUCUCCACAACUUCUCUUUCUGUAAUCCUUCCAUUAUGUGUAUCAGUGGAGGUACUGGUUUCUUUGAUGGUGGCAUGAGUGUCAGUAAAUACAAUUAGUCUUGUCUCUCUAUCACAGUGUUGCCACAUACUUCAGAGGAUCCAUAUCUACCUGGCAACCAGCCUUAAUGCUCACUCUCGGGCUAAUGCUCUCGCGAUACCCCUUUAUUUGCUGUACAAACACUUGACAAAGCCCUCCACAACAAGUGCUUGUUUCUUCCAGUAGACUGCACAUGAAGUAUAUGAUG
This is a messenger RNA of Anarrhichthys ocellatus (wolf-eel), 2508 nucleotides long. It is a transcript of the gene asb4, whose product is annotated as ankyrin repeat and SOCS box containing 4. Gene Ontology annotation, molecular function: protein binding. NCBI's taxonomy places the organism in Eukaryota, Metazoa, Chordata, Actinopteri, Perciformes, Anarhichadidae. The transcript is spliced from 6 exons. Gene Ontology annotation, biological process: protein ubiquitination; intracellular signal transduction; positive regulation of protein catabolic process. The record is from RefSeq and is a predicted model, not a curated record. The coding region runs from base 381 to 1784 and encodes 467 amino acids.